Messenger RNA from Podospora bellae-mahoneyi, 2134 nucleotides. RefSeq names its product deubiquitinating enzyme (gene UBP6). Gene Ontology annotation, biological process: protein deubiquitination; proteasome-mediated ubiquitin-dependent protein catabolic process; regulation of proteasomal protein catabolic process. The transcript has 2 exons. The record is from RefSeq and is a predicted model, not a curated record. Gene Ontology annotation, molecular function: proteasome binding; protein binding; cysteine-type deubiquitinase activity. NCBI's taxonomy places the organism in Eukaryota, Fungi, Ascomycota, Sordariomycetes, Sordariales, Podosporaceae. Bases 202 to 1893 code for a protein of 563 amino acids.
CACUGACAACCCCGCGCCUUUCCUUUGCCUUCCACGCGCGCUCCGCAACCUCCAAGCCAAGUGACGAAUCUCAAGGUUGCCUUGGGAGCCUUUGGUUUGGGGGCAAAACAUUUGGAAUUCGAAGCCUUCAGCUGUCCGUUCUGCAUUCGGAUUUGGACAGACUUUCCUCACACACUUGCAAACGCCAGCAAAUCCACCAGCAUGGCGACCGUCAACGUGGUUAUCAAGCACGGGCCCAAGAAGUACGAUGUCGAGGUCGAUACUACCGCUCCCGGCGAAGAGCUCAAGUACCAGCUCUUCAGUCUCACAGGUGUCGAACCCGACCGUCAAAAGAUCCUCGUCAAGGGUGGCCAGCUGAAGGAUGAUACCGACAUGAGCAAGCUGGGCCUCAAGCCCGGUCAGGUUAUCAUGAUGAUGGGAACGCCAGGAGAGGGCGGAGGUGCUAUCGUGCGCCCAACAGAGAAGGUCAAGUUCCUCGAGGACAUGACCGAGGCGGAGCAAGCGCAGCAAGCUGGAGCCACACCGGCCGGCCUUAUCAACCUGGGCAACACCUGUUAUUUGAAUUCGACACUUCAGGCUUUGCGCUCCAUCCCCGAACUUCAGGAGUCGCUCGAAAAGUACGAGUUCCGAAAUGCCGCGCCCAGUGGUUCGCAGCUCGGUCUCAUCACCACCACGCCGGGAGCUGAUAUCACCUACCAGCUGAGGAAUCUGUUCAGAGAUAUGUCCAAAACUCAGGAAGGAAUGCCACCACUGGGUUUUUUGAGCGCCCUUCGCUCCACGUUCCCACAGUUCGCCGAGAAGAGUAAGAAGGGGCCAGGCUACGCCCAACAAGACGCUGAGGAGGCCUGGUCGCAAAUUGUGUCUCAGUUGAACCAGAAGCUCCAGAUCAAGGAAGGCGGGGAAGGCUCUUCCGCCGAGGCCUCGUUCAUCGGCAAGUACAUGUGCGGAGAGCUGUCCAGCACACUCGAAUGCGACGACGCUGCCGCUGCCGAAGCGGGCGAGGAGCCGACCCAUUCCAAGGAUCAGUUCUUGAAGCUCAACUGCCAUAUCGACGGCCAGACGGCGCAUUUGAGGGAUGGGCUCGCCAACGGUCUCAAGGAGAAGAUAGAGAAGAGAUCAGAGGCUCUCGGGAGGGAUGUGACCUACACCAAGACCUCCAAGAUCUCUCGGUUACCCAAGUACCUCACAGUUCACUUUGUGCGCUUCUUCUGGAAGCGUGACGUCCAGAAGAAGGCCAAGAUCAUGCGCAAGGUGACCUUCCCGCACGAGCUGGACAUGGUCGAGUUCUGCACCGACGACUUGAGGAAGGCUCUUGUUCCAGUCCGUGACAAGGUUCGCGAGGUGCGCAAGGAGGAGGAGGAUGUCGAGCGGGCCCGUAAGCGUCGCAAGAGAAACCCCGUCGAGGACCAGACUCCCGAGGAGAAGAAGGAACAGGAGAAGAAGGAGAAGGGAAAGAAGCCGUCCACGUCGGCUGACGGUGACGUGGAGAUGGGCGAGAGCUUCAAGACUGAUGCCGAGUUCGAGGCCGAGAAAGACGCUGCGCUCCUCGCGGCCAAGAAGGAGCUCAACUCCCUCAUCGACCCCGAGCUGCGCAAAGACGACGGCGCCAAUCAGUCUGGCAUCUAUGAACUUCGCGGCGUCGUCACUCAUCAGGGUGCCAGUGCCGACAGCGGUCAUUACACGGCGUACAUCAAGAAGGCCGGGCCCAAGGAUCCUGUGACUGGAAAAGUCGGCCCUGAGGACGGCAAGUGGUGGUGGUUCAACGAUGACAAGGUUACCGAGGUGACGUCGGACAAGAUCGAUGCCCUUGCUGGAGGCGGCGAGUCUCACUCUGCGCUCAUCUGCCUUUACAAGGCCAUCCCCCUGCCCACCGCCGAGGGUGUCUUGGAGUAGGCGACUUCUCAUCCGCAAAUCACUUUGUCCUUUUACGUAGACAUGACGGCAUAGCACCAGGAGAAAGGGCGUUGGUAUGGGUGGGGCUUUAUCGGACGCAGACUGUCAUUGGGUUCAAUGUUUUGUAUUCCGGUAGAACGCAGAAGCAUGGGAUGGUGAUAUGAAAACGGCAUUCGUUAGACCGGGGCUAGGUAGUGAUGGGUAAACAAUGUUUCACUGCGUCUGAUUACUUUAUUGUUGU